Octopus bimaculoides (California two-spot octopus) is the source of this 882-nucleotide messenger RNA. RefSeq names its product HEAT repeat-containing protein 5B. Lineage: Eukaryota; Metazoa; Mollusca; Cephalopoda; Octopoda; Octopodidae. The record is from RefSeq and is a predicted model, not a curated record.
UUUUUGAUAGUUUAUAUGUUUUGUUUUAUUAUAGGUAAAGGGAAGCAAGUUGAAGCCCUAAAUAUUUUGGCAGCUGGUUUCUUGCGUGGCGGACUUGGCUUUUUAAAAAGCUCUGCUGCUGGAGAAAUGAUCAAAGGUAGUGGACAUGUGAACCGAGAAAUUAGAGUUGGUGUCACACAUGCAUAUGUGGAAUAUGUGAAAUGUAUGGGCGGAUUAUGGCUUGAACGCAACAUUCCUGUAUUCCUGAAUCAUGUCCUAAAUUUGGUUGGUAGUCCAAAAGCUACUCCUACUCAUGUGGAUGCAGUCUAUGCUCGGAAAUGUGUUUUAUUUAUUCUACGUUCCACUAUUGGUGCACUUCUUGGAGAAAAAGCUCAAAUUGCUGCUGCCAAAGAGAUUUCCCAAAUUAUUAUCAAACAGAUGAAUGCAGUUGGAGAAGCUGUGAUGGAAUCAAAUGAUGGAAAGUUUCAAGCUUCAGAGGUAUCAGCCAGCCAGCAUGUGCUGGUGUGUGCCCUCCACGAGCUUGGUAGUUUGGUUCAACGACUGGGUUCUUCUGCUAGCCCACUUGUUGCAGAACCAGCUGCAGGAAUUAUUGAGCCAGUUGUUUCUGUACUGAUCCAUCCCAGUCAUGCUGCUCGUUUGGCAGCUUCUUGGUGCCUUGGCAGCAUCGCUGUAGCGCUCCCAUCACAGUUGUCUCCUCUCCUAGACAGAUGCAUGGAAAGAAUGGAAAAAUUGAAGAACUCUCCUGAAGCAAUAUCUGGUUACAGUAGUGCAUUAGCAGCACUUCUUGGUGGAGUCUAUCAAUGCCCUCUCGGUAUUCCCCAUGUCAAAGGCAAAGUAAGAAUGUGUUUUCUAUAUUACUUCAUAUAAUUUAUUUCAUACUAU